Messenger RNA from Cinara cedri, 19024 nucleotides. The record is from the annotation of a GenBank genome assembly. NCBI's taxonomy places the organism in Eukaryota, Metazoa, Arthropoda, Insecta, Hemiptera, Aphididae.
CGACUGCAAAGGUAUUACCAGUUACCACCGCCACCGACCGUCGUUUCCUGUACUCCUGUGCGGUGUUCCGUUUUUUUUUUUUUUAUUUCGUUAUUAUUAUUAUUCUAUUUUUUUAUCAUUUUAUCGUGCAAUUACAUCUAAACAAGACACUGUCGUCAACGUCGUCCGGCAAGUUACACCGUAUACGCCGUCCUCGUAUUAACCCGAACACAGUAUUAUUUCGAUUCUAUUUUUAUUUUCAACGUUCUCUGUGCUAAACUUAUCUAUAGAUUUUUCUAGUUUCCGUGUGUGUGCGUGUGUGUGUGUACUUUUUUCCCCUUGUUGUACUGAAUGCCAAUAUAUUCAAACGAAUAUUGUAAUAAUAACAACUUUUGCGAAAAGUAUUUCUUUUUAAUUUGCUACAAGUCUAUUUUUUUUCGGACUGCUCGUUUACUAGCGUUGUCCACUCUGGUCGACUAUUGAAUUCAUAUUUGUUGUCCACGGUUCGUUCCGCACACACUAGACUCAUGCAACUGAAAAAACAUGGACGUUUCGAACAAUUACAAGCCUGUCCUGUGCAAGUUGGACCAUGACAACUGCGUGUCGCUCGUUAACAUUAUCAAGUCGUUCAAUACACCUGUCAGCGAAGAGCAUGCAUGGGCCCUGUGCUAUCAGUGUGCCAAAUGUUUCAAGAACGCCUUUGAACGCGAGCCCAACAGAUGUCGAGUGGUUAAGAAUCUGGAUGAAGUCCGUAUCCACAAGGACGGAUUUAUACACCCUAGUACCAUAAUAAAUAGUGAAGAAAUUGGUAUGUGAUUUACCUACAUAUUUGUACUUUAUUAAAUACCCAUUUGAAUUAAAUAGAAAUAGCUAGUAACCAACCAGUAGUAGGCUCAGGGAACGAUGUGUAACUCGUAGAUUUCCAUGGAUAUUUCUAAUUUUUCUAAUGAUUUUUAUAGUAAUGAGACCUACCGACUUAACUAGGAUCCUAGUUACCUAGAUAGUUUAUUUUUAAUAUAUUAGACCUACAACUGGACAUGAAAAAAUGUUUUAAAUUUAUGUCUAUAAACCCAAUGCUCACCCACUUAACUGUACCUACCCAUGUUUAAUUAAUUGUUUGAAACAAAUACUAAAUCCUAAUUCUAUUAAUUAAAUCUAAACCUUGAUGAAGUGUUAAACUUCACUUAGGUAAAACUAGUUUAUGUAGCAAAUGGUCCUCCAAUUAGUAAUUUUGAAGAAACUAUUUUUCAGCUCUUUUUCAUUCGGGACACUAUAUUUUAAUUAAAUGGAUUUUGUAUUUUUUGGUACCUACGUGAAUAUUGUAAAAUCAUUUUCCUCUAGGAAAUUUACAUCUACAUCUAAAUAUUUUGCCUAAAUAGUAUAAUUUGUAAUCUAUUUUUUUAUCUUGUUUGUUUUAGAAAUAAUUCAAGAAAUAAUUAAGUAGGUAAACAUUAACAUUAAAUUAGAAAAUGUUAAAAAUCAUUUACAUUUACUUAUUUAUAACUUUUUUUCAAUAAACUAAAUUAAUAAAGAACUUGUUUUUCCUUGAUUAUAUCUGCGAUAAAAUGUCAAGUAAAAUACAUAUUCAUCUUGAUUUACCUACCUAAAUAUUAUUUCAAAGGUAAAAAUGUAAUUUACUUUUUAUAAAAAAUUUGAGAUGUUUGUUAAAUAAACUUGGUUUUAAGUAAUAAAAGUCUUAAUAUAUCAAUUAGCUUGUACAGAAGUGCCUUAGAUUCUCUAAAGGCUGUGUAUGGACAAUGUGAAAAAUUAAGUCAAGUAGAAAUUUAGGACCAAGGUGGUUAAUCCCAAAUAAAUAGGAUAGGCGACUGAGAAAAAUAUCUAGAUAAUUAUUACCUUUCAUUAUAUUUCUAACUAUGAUUUUAAUCAAGUUUUACAAUAAAACUAGGUAGAUAAUGGAAAUAUAAACUUUUUUUCCUGCAAUUGUUAUGCUAAUUUAAAUAUUUUAAUAUUCGUAUGAGGAUUGUCAAUGCAUCUAUUAACAUAGGAAACAUUUAGUUUGUCUAAAUUUUACUUGCACAGGUGCAAUAAUUAUCUGUCAUUGUUUGCUCGGAAAAUAGGUAGCCAUGGUAAAUUAUAAACAUCAUUAUUCAUUAUAAUGUUUUACCAACAAAUCUCACAAAACAAUUUUUAAAUUUUAUCUAUGUAGAUACCUAUCAUGUUUUAAAAUUGCCUAUCUAAGUUUUGUUUAAACAAUUGACAUCUAGGUAUGUUUGCAAAAGGUAAAUGUCCAUUAAAUAUCCAGAUGCCACCAUACAUAUAAAAAAAAACUAUUAAAACUAUAAAUAUGAAUGUCACAAUUAAUACCUUGGUUACUUAAAUAUAAAUUUGUAUAAUUUAUAUAUAUAGAGAGAGAGAGAGAAAGAGAGAACAGGUAAUUAAUAGAGAUACAAUAUAUGAUCAAUAUUUUCACAUAAGACACUCAUUAUUUAGGAAAGUAAGUACCUAGGUACUUUUUAACUUUUGAAUUUCAGAAUUUUUGUUUGGAAAUGUCAGUUAAGUUCGGGUAAACCACUUAAUUACCUAUCUCUAUUAUUAAAAACUAGUUUAAAUACAUUUUGGUGUUAAAAUUUUAAUUUUCUAUAAAAUCGUUUGUGAGCUUCUACAACUUAAAAGGUAUAUUUAUUUUGGAGUCAAAUUUAAAAAUGCAGUGGAGUAUUAUUUGUGUAGUAGCGUCCUGAUAGUGAUCCCCUGGUCUAUUAGAUUUGUAGGUACCUAGUUUUUUUAUGUUUUUAACCUUCUAUUUGGUACCAAUUUAUUAUAUUCUAUAACUAGCAUACAUUUAUCAAGAUAAUAUGUUUAAUGGUACAUACUUAUUUGUUCAAAGCAAAAGUUACAGCCUUACUGGUUCAUCAAUUACUUAAGUGUGUUUAUUUGAUAUUUGUAUAGUAGUUAUCUAGUUCUAUAGUGUUAUAUAAAGUAAUGACAUACUGAUUCACUUGUACUAUAAUGAUUAAGAUAGCUUUAAUAUAUGAUAUACAAAUAUAUCACAUUGGUUUUAUAAUUUCAUUUUUAUGCAGAUCUAAAAAAAAAAAAUGUAUAAAAUAUGUUAUACUAUAUCUACUUAUGUAGGUAAAAGAAAAAUGAAUAUAUUUAAAUUGCAAUGUAGAUACUUGCUAGUUCAUGAUAGUUAUUGCGUGUAUGUACAAACUAUUUAUUCUUCAUUGUAACAUUUUUCUUUUCAGUAUGCAUCUAAAAAGGUAGCUUAUAGCUAGUAAAUUAACAUUUUGGUAUUUUUGUGCUUUAAUUUUAAAGUUUGUACACUAACCACUUUAUUGGUUUUCUAAGAGGUUUUUUUGCUCCAAAUUUAAAUAUAUGGUAUAUUUACUUUUUGUUGAGUAUUGUGCAGGUGUGCCCAACCUUUUUCAACUUAUGGAUCUCAUUCAAAAUUUAUAUUUAUACUAGCUGCUGUAUAUACUGGUUCAAUUUGAUAAAAUCUACAAUAGAUAUAGUAUUAUAUUUGAUCACUAAUCAAAUUUUUGAACCGUAUAGUGUGUGUUUAAUUGAAUUUAAAGUAUUGAAGCUUAUUAAAAUAACAUUUUUUUUUUUUAUCAUUAUUUUUAUUUUUGUGUAUACCUAUAAAAAUUUCUAAUUUUAUUAAAUGUUCACGAGCCGAAUUCGCAGCAACCUGCGGGUUGGGCACACCUGAUAUUGUGUAUAAUAUUUUGUAUUUUGUAAAUUAUAUGCCAAGGCUGUUUAAAAAAUUCUCCCAAUUCAAACAUAUUAUUUAAAAUGAAAAUAUACUUGGUUAUAAAAGUUAAGUACCUCGGUAUAGAUAACUAAGAAUAAGUUAAGACAUUAUUUGGUAUAUACUUUACCAAUUAUUAUUUUGGGAUAUUUAAUCAAUUAAGAUGAAAUACUAAUUUAUUUGUAUUGAAGUUAUAUAAGUAAAUUAUGCAUUUAGGAACUGUAUAACAUAUUAUUAUAUAUUGUUUUAUGAUGUAUAAAUAAUAAAUACCUACCUAUAAAUUAAAAAUUUAGUAUUAAUUAUUAAAAUAUUUAUACCCUAAAAAGUUUCAAUAAUAUUUAAUAAUAUUUAUAUUAUUUUGUUUCUUUCAGCCGAAUGCCAUGAAGAUAUUGAAAAACUUAGUAAUGAAAAUGAUAAUAAAACUAUACUUAAACAUCAUGUAAGUAUACAAGAUACGACCUAUGUUUAAUGAUUAUAAUAUAUGAAUAAUACUACCUAAUAGAUAACAUAUUAUCAAAUUUAAAAUUUGAUCUAUAAUAAUAUAUAUAUAUAUAUAUAUAUAUAUAUAUAUUAUUGUACUAAGGUAGAGUAGUUAACUUAUUGUCUUGUGUAAGAUAAUUCUUUUCAAUUUUAUUUAAUAUACAUUAUAUGUUUGGUAACCUUUAUGUAAUCAUUUAUUCAUGUUGAACAAGCACCCGUAUACGAUAUUGCACCAUAUUACACCAACAUAAAAUCUACUUUUUUAAAACUAUUUUAAAUUCUGAGUGGAGCGGAAAUGUAAAGGUUUUAAUAUGAUGUGUACAUAUUAUGUUAUUUUAUUUGUGUGUACACACAUUUUUACCCUAUUUAUAUGUAUUUUACAUUUUUGAGUUUUUAAUUUUUAAUUUAAUUUAACGUAAAUAAAAUUGUUUGACCAAACAGAAAUGCUUUAAAAUUUAACAUCAACUUCAUUAUGAGUUGUACAUAGUGGUAAAAUAAAAAAAUUCUUUGUAAUCUAGUAUUUUUUUUUUUUUUUUGUACAUGUGUUAAUAUCAAAUUUUGACGCAAAUCGUAAUUAUAUAGAGUAAUAAAACUUCACUCAGAAUUGUUUUUCGUUGGUAAUUAUUUAUUGUUGUGUACUGAUAUAAAUUAAAUAACUAUGUAUUUUACUUUCUUAAUUUCCCACCUAUACAAAUGUACAAUGUACAUUGUACACCUAUCCUCAGUACCAAACUUUUUAUACAAUUUGAGUUUAAAAUUUUAAAAUUAAACUAUUUUUCUUUUUCUCUUUCGCCUUCAUUACAACUAUUUGGAGUUUACCACUCUCAUCCUAAAUAUCUACUUGACCCGAUCUCCUAAAUCAUCCUUGCACACACUGACCUUGUAUCAUUUUCAAUCGCAUCCAAUUACCUUUUUUCCAAUCUUCUUUUAUCUCCUAUUCCUAAUAUGUAUAUUUUCAUUGCCGUUUUUACUGCUUCUGUUUCUACUCAUGUUAUGUUCAAUCUCAGUCUAUUAUCUCUCAUUUUGUCCACCAUUGAAGUCACACCCCAAGGCACACUUAUGUCAUCUUUUAUAUAAUCAUUCUUUAUUGUAUCUACUUUCAUAACUCCACUCAUCCACCUAAGCAUUUUCAAAUUCAUUAUACUUAUUCUCAGUUCUAUUUUUUUGUCUGUCUUCAACCCUAAACCAUACAAGAUAGUCUAUUUCACGAUAUUUAUGUAAAACCUACUUCAAGAAAUACUUUUUAGUCUUUUUGGGGUUUUUUUUUUCAUAUGAGGUGCUUGACACUUCUUUCCAUUUAAUUCAGCUAUACUUAAUUUUAUGUUUCAAAUUAUCAAAACCACCAUUAUUUUGUACAAAAAAAUCUUAGGUACUUAAAACUCAAAUUUGUUUAUUACAUUACCACUUAUCAUCAUUUACUUGUCUUUUUCCAUUAACCUCUUAUUUUCGUUUUCUAAACUCAUAUUCUAUAUACUUCAUUUUACUUUUACCUAUCUUUAGUUUCUUUCCUUCAAUUGUUACUCUACAUUCCUGAAGCUAUUGUUAACUUCUUCCAGUUUUUCUUUUAUCAAAGCGAUAUCAUCUGCAAACAUAAUGCAUCAUAGUACUUCAUUUUGUAUUUCCUUGGAGGUGGGAGGUUGGGUCAAGUGGAAGUUUAGAAGAAGAGUGGCUGACCCCAAAUUGUUAGAAUCAAGGCUACGGAGAAAAAUAAAAGGAUUUUUAUUGUUUAAUAAAUGUGAUGUUAAUUUUAUAACAUAUUCAAUAUCUAAUUUUUUUCUUAAUUAUGUUUGUAGGUUAUUCAUUUUUAAAUAACCAACAUUUUUAUUUUAAUGCUCUGGGAACCAUGUACCUAUUAUAAAUAUUAACAUAAUUUCUAAUGCAUGAAAAUGAGUUGUUAAUAAUUAAAAUAAUUUUCACUGUGAUUAAAUGCACAUGUAUGGUAGUUCUUAUGUUGGUACUUUUUCUACCUAUUUUGCUUCAUAACCAAUUUAUCCAAUUAAUUGUACUUUCUUUUUUACCAAAUUUAAAAUUUUGACUAAAUUAUAUUUUAUAUUCUGAGUGUACGGCAGAAGUUAGUUUUCUCAAUAUGAGUCCUAAAAACACUGUUACAGUUAGUAAAGUUGCUCUAAAUUGUUCAUACUGUGUCUCAAAAAAUGCAGAUUUUCCUCCCAGUAGAGCAAUAACUGGAAUAUUUUUCUAUAUUCCAAAAGUUUUUUUUAAGUUCAUAUUUUUAUGAUUUAUUUAAUAAUUUGUUGAUUAUUUAAAAUAUAUGAUUAAAAUAUUACAUAGUUACGAAGAGACAAAGGCAAAUUAGUAAAGUGGUUAAGUCAAAUUUUAGAAUUAAUUAUAAUUAGCUAAUAAUGAAUAUAAUAAGAAUUCAAAUUCAAAUAAUUCAUUAAAAAUAAUGAAAAUUGAUAUAUCUUCAUUAUCUCAGGACGUACUGCAAUAAAUAUAUCUUUAUAUAAUACUUUGUAUUAUAUGAUAGUUUAAUGAUAUAUAUUUACAAUGAUUUCCAUAGGUAAUAGCCAGUUUAGGAUAUAUAGUUUUUCAAGUAUUAGAUUUUGGAAUUGAUGAAGACGAAGAAAGAUCAUUAAAUCCAGAAUUAGAAUCAUUAAUAAAACGUAUGAUAGCUUCAUGUAAGUAUUAUUAAUUAUUAAUGUUUUCCAUUUGAAUAAUAAACAAAUAUAUGUAUUAUUUAUAAUAUCAUUUAGGUAGGUACUAUAAUAUUAUUAUACAGGGUAUCCCAUGAAAAUAUAAUAAGUUUGAUAUAUUGGAAUGUAAUAACUUUUUUCUGAUUUUUUUUUUCAAUUUAAGAAAUAAGUAGUUCAUAAAUGUUGCAAAACCAUUAUAUUUUGUCACCCUCAGUUUUGGGGGAGUAUAAGUUUAAAUAAAUAUUUUGGUGUUGAAAUGUUUGAUCUUUAUCAACCCGUUGACGGGGGAAAGUAGCAUGAUUGCAUAUCCUGUGGUGUUUUAAUAGUGUUACACUUAACCCCCCCCCGCCAAAACCUUAAAACUUAAGGUUUAUUCAUAAGAACCCUCCUAAGAAUAUCUCGAAAAUGAAUUAAUGGAAAUUAAUCAUUUCUACACCAAAAUUUAUUAAAACUUCUACUCCAUCUAUUUAUGACAUUUUUAAUAUAGGUUGCCAUUUGAUAAUCAAAAGUAGAUAGUCUGUUCAUCUCCAAAUAUAAGAGUGACAAAAAAUAAUGAUAUUGUAAAAUUUUAGAGCUACCUGUUUCUUAAAUUGUAAAAAAAAGAAAAAAUCUUAAAAAAGAUAAUAAUUUUCAAUAAGUAUAUCGCAAUAAUCAUAUUAUCUUCGUGGGACACCCUGUAUUAUAGGUGUUAAAUAAUUUUUUCUAAAAUGUUAUUAUUUUAACUUUUAUAUAUUUUCAUUGAACAUUAAUCUUUAACCUAUUGGUCGUCUGCAAUUUUUAAAACAAAUAUAAUAAUAUAUUAUUGCUAAUAAAGUAUAAUUAAUUGUUAACAAAGAGAUAAAUCUAUUUGUUUGUCACCUAUAUAUAAAUAUGAUAAUUUUAUGUUAAAGCACAUUAAACAUUGUUUAAUGCAUAUUUAACAGUUCAAAUUUCAUUUAAUUUAUUUAAGUAUUUAAAUAUUAUAUAUUUUUGUCUUUUACAUUUAUGGUAGCUAUUUAUUUGUUGAAUAAUGUUGGGGUAAAUAAGGUAAAGUUGAUCGUUAAGAGGGUGCUAUACUUACAUGAUGUGCUGUUUUCAUCAUAUAACCGUGAUACAUUGCACAUUUCCGUUCAUCAGUAAUGAUUACUCCGUAUUGUUAGUUUUAAUAUUAUAAUGAAAUGACAUAUUAUAAAACGAAAAAAUAAGAACAUUAUCUGUAUUGAGUAGUGAUUCUCGUAAUUUUAAUUGUUAAAUGAGAUAAUAUGUGUGUGUAUGUGGAGUAUGGCAAUUAAAAUAUGCUUAUAUUUCGCUUAAAAAUUUGAAAAACGAAGAAAACAAAAUACGACAAUGUUGCGCCGAUAAUUUUCUUAGCAUUAGGUUUGAUAACAGGUCAAUUAAUUUUAAUAUUAAAACUAACAGCACAGAGUUGUCCUUGCUGAAUGAAAGUUUGCUAUGUUGCGCAGUUUUAUGGUAGAAACAGCACAUAAGUAUGGCGUCCUCUUAAUGAAUGCUGAGUGUGAUCAUGGUAUUUCUUUUGUAUGAUGUGUUCAUGGCAAUUCUACUUAUGCAUUUUCCAUUCACUAUUAUAAACUUUUUAUUAUUAAAACUGGCUACUUAAUUUAAGUAUGUUACAGUUGCAACUACUUUCCACAAAAAGUAGUUCAUUAAAAAAAAAUAACAAAUUUUUCAUUAAAACGAUCUUUAUUAUGAUGCGUUUUUGAUUUGUAUUUGUGUUUGUCAAUAACUUCAAUCAGUUCCAAUUAAAAAAUAAAGAUACUUUUUUUGCGAUAAUUUUUUGAUUUUCAUAGUAAUUUGAAAAAAAUGGACAAAUUUACGGCAAUAUAAGUUAUAUUAUUUUCAGAGAUUUUACGAACCCUGAUUUUCUAAAUUCCCGAUCUAAAUUAAACUUUCCUUAAAAUUAACGAAAUCGAACCGAAUUUUUUAAAUAUUUUAUCGAACUUAAUAAAAGUAAAAAGGUUAAGUUAGGUAAAAAAAUUUUUAAAUUUUAAAUCUAUAAAAUUAUAAUAUCAUGCAAAAAAAUAGAAUUUUUCUUUUUCGUAACUAGACCGCUCUGUCCCACCAUAGAACAUUGUACUGAUGCCUCCGCAAAAUCGACAUCGAAUGAUUGCCGAACAGAACCGAACACCCAGAGUUUGGUGCGGUUCGAAAAUCGAACACUUACUCACAUUUCUAAUUAUUUUGAGUUGUUGUUUUGUUGUAAUUCAAUUCCAAAUUAUCAUUGAGACCUGUAAUUUUCACUAAUACUAAAAAUGACCUAUUCUGGACGUGGUAAAAUUUCCUUAAAAUUCUGUCAAAUCUUUAAUUAUUUAUAGGCAUAUGAUAUCUAAAACAAUGUCAUACCCAUCCACGGUAUCAGCUCUUUUAGAUUCGGAGCGUAGUAAGUGGUCUAUUGGUUUUAUAAUGAUGUGGUGUUGUUUUUUUUUUGUGUGUGUGUGUCUGUGUACAACUUUUCUGUAAGUUAAUAUUCUGUUGUUGGUGUCUUAGGGAGGUAAUUUUUUGAUUUUCCUAGGGGUUUUCAAAAUAAUUGCGAAAAAACCUGAAAUAAAAUUAUUUCGUAAAACGGCAAAUAUUUAUGGCGCGCCACGACUUAGCAACUUAACCGUUAUCAUUGUUUUUGUUAUAUUUACACAAUUUUUUCUACCAGAAAUAUUGCUCCAAUCCAAAAAUGACAAAAUAUCAAUUUUGUUCCUUUUAAUAUUCACUGAUAAUGAAAGUCAGUUUUUUGAUAUCUUGUGUAUUUUUCAUUAUAAUUGGGGAAAAUUAAAAAAGUCGAAAUAUACGAUUUUGUUCAUGUAAUGGCACAACUAUUUUAUUGUUUUAAAUUUUUAUUUCUACAAAAAAUAUUGAUCCAAUAAAAAAACAUCAAGAUAUAUUUUUUGAUGAAUUAAAACGUUUUUAGAUUUUCUUUGUAGUUAUUUUAAUAACUAAGCAAAACCGAAUAAAACGUAAAAAGUACAGGAAUAUUUACGACAAUAAUUAUUUUUUAUUUUAAAUUUAAAUUUUUAAUGUUAUUUAGUUUAAAAUAUUGUUAAAAUGUUUACAGAAAACUUUUUCAGAACGUGGUAAAACUUUCAGAACUUUUGAGAAAUUUAUAGGCAUUUUAAUUUUGUUAGUUGUUAGAUUUAACAGAAAUGAUUGUAAAUUUUGAUACGAGGUUUAUUAUAAGCUGUACUUAGUGUUAAAAAAAAAUUAGUUUAAUGCAGUAUUUUUAAAAUUUUUUUUUAUAAGAGUUAAAAUCAAAGUAUAAUCGAACUUAGCUCUAAAUCGUUUUUAUUAUUAAUGGUUUAUCGUUACAGGUAUAAAUUAAAUAAUUUUGUGUAUUUCACAUUGCCCAUUACCCACCUACAACAGUUGCCAUAUCCGUCUACAGUAUUAGCUCUUUUUUUUUUUUUUUUUUUAUCAAUAUUGUUUAUGAUAACAUAAAACCCAUGUAAUUAUAUAUUUUUGAAAACUUUUAUUUGUAGUAAAUGUUUAAUUUGAAUAAUGUUUCACUAAGUGUUUAUCAAAUUCGAUCACAAAUACUUAAUACUUGUACUGUAAGAAAAAAUUAUAAAUUAUCAAAAAUAAGGAUACCUACCUAUAUUUUUUUUUAAUUAAUAUUUGUUGAUAAAAAUAUUUAAGUUUUGAAAAAAUUAUGGAACUUAGUAAAUCUUGUUUUUAUUACUACUAAGUAUAACCUAUGAUAAACCUAUCUAGAAAUUGUUGAGUAUUUUUGUAGAGACAAAAUAUUUUAUUUAUUUAUGUUCAGAUGGUAGUAGGCAAGAUGUUCGGCUCAUAAAAUACCAGAAUAUUGUUCUAGAAUUUCACUAUGUCUAAAAAAAUUUAAUAUAAGUAUUUGGUUUUAAUAAUUUUUGUUCACUGAAUUUCAAAAAAAAAAUUACAUACUUAAAUAGAAUUUCACUUCGAAUUUAAUAAAUAAAAUCUUAUGUCAUAAAAUUAGUAUAAUAUUGUAUUAGUAUCUAGUCUGAACAUUUAAUUUCCCUUAUCCAUGAAAAUACAUUUAAAUAACCAUUGACAAUUAUAUUAUUUUUUUUUAUCUGUAGUUGAAUAUGGUUGUCAUGCUCAAUCUAUAGACCAUGGGCAAUCAGGUGAAACUGACGAUGAAGGAAUCGAAAGAGAUUCAGCGGAAUGUGAAGAAAUAUUAAGAAAUAAUUUUGCUACUUUUGAUGAUGUUUUAGAAGUAAAUAUUUACUUUUGUGUAGUUUGUUUUAAUUUUUGUGUAUAAGUUGUAUUUAAAAAAUAACUAUCGGAUGAUACAUAAUUUGCUGAGUUUAUCUAUUUACUUAGCAAAUUACUAGAAUUAUUUAAUUUUGUUAAUAUUUAUUUUAGGAAUGCAGUAGACAUAUAGGUGUGUCAGGUUUGGGUUCUGAAACUCAUUACAAAGCAGUCUGUAGAGCUUUGGUGACAGAAGCUCUGGAACUGUCAUCAUUUUUAGAUAAAUUAUCCGAUGGAAGUGUCUGUUUAAGGCACAGGAAUUCUACUUCGGCUGAAUUGAGUACAUUGGAUUAUAGUGAUUGGGUGAGUUUAAACUAUACAUAACUUUAUAUUGGUACAAAAUAUUGUAUUGUUUUUUAAAUUAUUAAGUCGCAUCUUAAAUUCAUAAUUAAAAUUAGUUUAUGUUCUAUAGUAGAGCAUUUGUGUUCACAUAAUUAUAACACAUCACCUAGUGUAAUUAUGUAAUUAUCAAACUAACCUACAGCGUUAUGGCUUUGGGAAGUAAUUUGUAAAUUCUUAUUAUUUAUAACAAUAAUUUAUGACAUUAAAACUAACACAUUUUGUUGUGUUACUUUUUGUCAGCCCAACCGCAGAAAGUGGAGUAUUUUACAAGUAUGUUUAGAUUAUUGUAAAAUAAAUUACAUUUUAUUAUAGUUAAAAAUAAUUAGCUCAUAAAAUAUUUCAUUUAUAACAUUUUCGGAAUAGUAAAUUAAAAAAUAAUAUUUAUUGUGUGAUUAACUACAUCAUUUCAUACUACCAUUAAUUUCAUAAACAUUUAAUAAAAAUACCAAGAAUCAAAAUCAUGUGCUUUUGUUUUGCUAGGGAAUUACGUUAUUGAAAACCUGUAUUUUUAAAUUUUAAAUCAUAUUUUUGAUAUCAUUAAUAAUAAAUUAAUAUUAUUAAAUAAUAAUUAAUGUAUACUUGAUGAUUCAAAAUUUAUUUGCAUGUUAAUGUAUGUAUAUUGUGUGUAUUAAUUUUAAAAAUUUUGUAGGCCCGUUUAUGGAUACAAUUAAUACGUGAACUACGACGUGGUGUGCAGUUAAAAAAAGUUGAUCAAAGGCCCCAUAAUAGAGUAGAAUUUGUUGAAUAUGCAUUGACUCCAUAUGAAAUGUUAAUGGAUGACAUAAGGUCGAGAAGAUAUACUUUAAAAAGAGUAACCCCUCCUGAAAUUCCAGCAAGAAUUCAAAGAGAUGCCCACGAUGCAAUACUUGAAUUUAUCAGAUCGAGACCACCUUUGAAAAGUGUGAGUAAAUCAAUAGCCGUUAUUGUACAAAGAAUUUCAUAGAUUUGUGUGCCUCAUAAUACAAUAUCACAUUAUACAUGUGAUUAUACAUGCUAUUAACAAGAUUUUUUGUUGAGUUGUUAAAAAUGUCUGAUAAUUUUCAAUUUAUUUCCAAGGAAUUAUUUAUAAUUAAAUAAUAUUGGUGAAUUUAAUAUUAUUUGUUUUUCUAUGUAUAUAAAUAUUAAAUUAUUAUCAGCACUCAGUAAUGACCCUUUAUAAAGAUUAAGUAAAAGUUAUAUAUUUAAUCUUUUACAUUAAUAGCUUUGUAUUGUAAAUUGAUAUUUUUUUAUAUCAUUUAAUUAUCAAUGAAUAAUAACAAUAAUAAAAAAAGUUAUUACUUAUGUAAUAUUUUAUUAUGGGAGAAAAAUGUUGUUAAAUCUAAUGUGGUGUCUAUUAAUAAAACAAAUUAUUUAAAUAUAAAUUCAAUUAUCACAGUAAGUUAUAUUUAUUAUUAAAAAUGUUUUUUUAGGCCUAACUCAUUAACUUUGAUAUAUUUGUAUUCUUAAUCUUACUGUAAUUUAGAUAUAACUUUGAUUUAUCUAUUUCAUCAUACCAAUAAUUAUGAAACAUAGUGGUUUUAACUGUUAGUGUUCAUUUAUGUUUCAGGCUGCUGCAAGAAAAUUAGCUCCUCGACGCCAAGAUAAACUUUCACCAAGAGAACAUUUGUUAGAAUGUAUAAAAAGUGGAAACGUUAAGCUACGUUCUACAUCAUUAACUAGUAAGUCCAUUUUGAUUCUGAAUAAAGUUGGAACAGCAUUUUUUUUACAGUAAUGUUUAUGGACAGAUAGCGGACAAAAUGUGUUGUGUUAAUAUUUAACAUUGGUUUUUUUAAUUUCUUAGUUUUGGUAUUUUAUAUAAAAGUUUAAAAAUUGUAAAAAUUCUCUUGUCAUAUUUAAACCACAGUUAUUUACUCUAGAUUAGAAUAUGCCCUAUAAAUUCUACUAUACUGUUAACCGUCGUCACGGACAGUGAAUUAGUUAAUUUAAAAGUUAUUACUUUUUUGGUUUUACUGAACAAUUAAGUAGCUUUUAUUAUAAAUAUACAAUUACUUUAAUUAUAGUUAAUAUGUCAGUGGCAAUGAUGACAUAAAUUAAACUACCAAUCAAAAAAACAAUAUUACUUAAAUCAUUAAGAAAGCAAUGGCACUAACAAUAUAUGACAUGCAUAUUGUAUUACAAAAUGUUUGUGUAAAUGUUUACAAAAACAAUCAUUGAAAACAAAAAACAACAAUAAAUCACUGUAUAUUUCACAGUCUAGCAGUUGGGACAAUGACAACUAGUGCUUAAAAUAAACAUAAACACUGUAAAUGAUACAUAUGCAGUGAUGUUUUGCACAUCUUCCAAACUAAGUAGAUUGUGGUAGUUUAAACUGUAUUUCUUAAGCCCCAUUAAAACCCAUUUUGUAAAAACUAAUGUGUAUAAAUGACUGUUAAAUUGUUAAUUUUUUUUUUUUUGUAUUUGAAAAAAAAGUAUAUCAAUGUAAUAUUAUGUAUUAAUUAUUUAAAUUUUUAAAAUUUGGUAUCUUUACAAUUUUUAAUUUGAUAUUCUUUGUUAGAAAGUCCUUUACAUAAUAUCAAGUCAUCAAGAUCAAUGUCGAGUCCUCCAAAUUCCUCUCGUACUAAUAAAUCAAAAAGUAAACUUAAUACUUUUAAAGUUUAAUUGUCUAUCUGUAAAAGUAUAGAUUUUAAUUAAAAUUUGUAUUGUUUUGAUUUUUUAGUUCAUUAUGACGAUUCUAUGAUCCAUUCAGAAGAAGAAACCAUGUCAAAUCAAUCAAUAAAAAGUUUGAUCGAUUCAACUAAAGAACGCAAGCUAAUAAAAGUAGAUUUUUCUGCGUUGGCACGUUUAGUGGUACGUUUCUAUAGUUUGACAUUAUUUUCUCAUGCAUUUGUUUAAUAUUUACAUUUUUAUUUCUCAUAUUAAAUUUACAGAGUUCUGAUUCUGAAGAUGAUUCUGAAGACGAAGUAGAAGAUAGUAAAUUUAUGACUACAAAAGUGGACUCCAAAGAUGAAUCAAAAUAUUUGGGAAUGUCCAAUCAAGGUAGUGAAUCCCAACAAAAAAACUGUGAUUUACACUAUCGAUUUAAAACUUUGUCGCCAACCCCAUCCUGUGUGAUAUCAUAAAACAUUUUUUGUUGAUUGUAGUACCUUAAAUUCCAAUACCAUACUAACAUUCCUAGUUCAUUUUUUUUUAAUUAUUUUUUUUAAUAUUAUUUUUCUAUUUUUUAUUUUUUUUUUAAAUUACAGUCUGAUCUGUUUCAUUAUUGUUAUUUGGAUUAUGAAUAUCAUUACACCUAUAUUUUCUAAUAUUAAAUUUUUAAAGCUAUUAAUUUAUUAUACUUAAAUGUACACAUGAUCUAAAGUUAUAAAUAACAAAUAUUAUGUUUAAAAUUACUAUUAAAAAAAAAAAAAAAAGGUUUUGUCUUAAAAUUUAAAUCUUGAAUAAUUCAUACAGUUUUAACAAAUUUUUCUAAAUAUUGUUGUGUUAUAUUUUGUAUAUAAAUAUGAGGUGAUUGAUUUAUGAAAUUAUGGAUUUUUUUUAUUAUUUUUUUUUAAUCAACCAUUAUUCCACGUGUAUUAUAUUUUUGUUACUUUGCAUCUCAUACUACAUCUUUGCUUCACCUACCUUGGCAAUUAAGGUUUAUGAUUUUUAUUUUAUUUUUGUGAGUUUUUUUUAUUUUUGUAUAGAUUUUUAUUUUAUAGAAUAAACAUUAUGUUGAAACUAUAAAACUGCUAAUUAUUACGUGUUAUUCUAAAGAGAAAAUUUAAAAUGAUGUGUACAAAAUCCAGGUAAGUUGCAUAACCUUUGCCCAGUAUAAUCCAAUUUAUUUGCAUUUAAAAUAUAACUUUACUGUUGCUACAAUAAUACCAAUAAAAAUAACACCCUAAUUACUAAUACUGCUUAUAUAGUGUUGUUCAAGCAUAUAUAAUGAUACUACUAUAACAACAAUAAAAACAUUAAACAUUCUAUAAUUAUUAUUAUUAUUUGACUAACCUUAUAAAUUAAUUUAUUAAUUAAUUAAAUUAAUUAUUUAUCUUGACUAAUAACAGUUCAGUAUGUUUUAAUAAUCAUAGUUAAACAAUUAAAACUGGAUAUAUUUUUAACAAAGUGACUAAUUUUAUUUUAUGUUUGUUUUUAGUUAUGCAAUUAAUAAUAAAUACAACUAUAUGUUUUAGAUUUAAUUAAUAAUUAUAUUCAACUCUUUUAGUGAAUGUAUUUGGUGUUCUUAGAUUAAUUUUACUAAACAAUUUAUAUUUUUUGAAAUAUUGUUCUUCAUAAUUAGACACUGGAUUUAUGUUCUUUUAAAAUCUUCAAAAAAGCGCUUAAAAACAUUUAGAAAAUAAAAAUGAUGGAAAGGUUUUAAAGUUUUUCUCUAAUGGCUUUGAAUUGUUAAAUUAAAUUUACUAACUACAAAAAUGAUUAAACAAAUUUCUCUUGAAUAAAAUUUGUAUUACAAAAAAAAAAAAAUUGUAUUAAUCAUUUUUGUAGUAUUAGAAAAUUGUAUUUAGAAAUUAAAUUCGUUGGAGAGAGAACUGUUAAUCCCCUCUAUUACUUUUGUGUUUUUAUGUAUUUAUUAGUGAUAUUUUUCAAGGCUUUUUGAUGUUUUCAAUUUUUUUUUUUUUUUUGUAGAUUUUAAGAACAUAUAAAUACGGUCUCUAUAAAUAAUUAAUUUUUAAAGUAAUCAUAUUCUGGAAGCUGAAUGGAAUAUUAACUCGCUUAAUAUUUAAAGUAUUUUGUUCAUUAAAUGGAAAUUAAAUAUAUAUAACAUUUAUUUUUAUUCGAAUUGUGUAUUUAUGAUAUUUUUAUCUCUUAUAGGAGGAGAAAGAAGACCUUUGGAUCCAAUUUCAAAUAAAAAUGUUCACACAAUAAGAAAACAACAACGGAGACAUACAAUUGCUGACCAGUCGUCUCUGUCAAACAUCAAAUCAAUGGGCUUAUGGAAGCAAGCUCGCAGACAAUCUGUAUUUAAAAACUCUAUACCUACUGUAAGUAUGAUUAAAUUAUACAGUUGUAUAUUUAUUACUCUAAUUAUUGUUGAGCUGAUUGUUUGCAAAAUUAAAAAAAAAAGUGUUGUGGUUUUUCUUCAUUAUUUGAAAUCAAUAUUUAUCAAAUUAGUUUCUCUUUUCAUCUUUUUGUAUCGAUUUAUUUAUUUAUUAACUUUUGUGUGAUCUACUCACAGACAAGAUUGUGUGUGAUUUGGUUUAACAUAAAAGAUAUUAUAGUCUUCAUCUCUGUUAAUGACCUAGAAGGGGAUUAAAGGUUCUAAGGUAUGUUUUGUAUGUGAAUUAGAUUAUUUUUGUUGAAUUAUGGGUUACUUUAGUUAUAUGGAUGAAAUGAAAAACAAAAAAUAAAUAAUAAAUAGAAACAAAAAUGUCAUAACAACGUAACCACUUAAAAUAAGGAGUCUAUCUGUCUGUCGUUCUUUUAUGGGCUUCAAAUAAGAUGAACCAAUUGGAUAACACGUAAAACGUCAUCUUUGAAUCUUUGUAUUUUUUGGUACAGUAAUAACACUACACUACUACAGUACUAUUAUGUCUUCAUAAUUUUGGCAUUAUUAUAGCGGAUACGUAGUUUAAUUUCUGUGUUGAGUAGGUAUCUAUGGUAACACGGAUGAAAAAGUGUAUGACACACUAGAAUACAUAAAAUUUACUCACCCACUAUCCAACUUUUUUUUUUUUGUUCAAGAAACUGAUAUGCACAAAGAAAAACGGGAAUAAAAUAAAAACAAUACCGAAUGCGGGACAGCUAUUUAAUGUUCAUUAAGUUAAGCGAAAUAUUUUCUUAAAUACCAUCUAAAUAAGGUUUCUAGUUUCCGAGUGAUUUAUGCACUAAUUUCCUUAGAAUAGGAUCAGUUGCAGACCUCCUGGUUAUAAGUUAUAUGUUCGUUUCUGACAGGGCAUCAGCAUUUUUGCAAAAAAAACUGCACGAUGGCACUCAAGAUAGCGAAUAGUAUGGUGCAUUUACAAUGUUGAUAGAGCGUGUUCUGUAUCGAUUCUCCCAUUACUUUUAACUAUUCAAUUUUUAUCUCUAUAGUAUUUUGUUUAUUAUUUAAAACGAAACAAAUUGUUUUCAGAGUGAUUGUUUGACUUUGACACUGCAAGAGUUGAUCCAUAUUCGUAGUGUACUUACCAAAGCAGAAAUUGAAAGUUUACCAGUCGAAGGAAAUUUUAAAGAAGACGUGGAAAAUCGCAAAGUAAAUAGUUUUUUUUACACAUUUUAAAUUCAAAUAGAAUUUAAUAAUUAAAAAUAAUAAUAAUUUUGUUUUUUUAGGUUUGUUUUUUAUGUAUGAAAACAAGAUUUGGAAUAUUUGGUCCCUGGGGACAGGAAUGUAAAAUGUGCCAACGAACGGUGUGUUCAAAGUGUUGUACAAAAGUAAUAUAAUUAUUUGAAAAGAUAAACAAACAGAAAUUUAUUGAUAAUUUAAAUGUAAACAUUAUUUUUUAAUUACAGAUGCGCAUGCCCACUGAGCAUUUGUCUCAAAUACCAGUUGUAGCACUUAGUCCAAAUGUAGCUUCAUCUGAACAAAAUCCUUGGUGGUCAAAGAGUAAUUGGGGUAGCGCUCCAUCAAGUCCUCAGAAAUCACUGUCAGUCGGCGGUCCUACUUCCAACAACAGUAUGUCUGCAAGUUACCAUGGUUCAUCAUCGAUCACACAAAAUGUCAAUCGGUAAUGAUUUAUUACAAAAUUAUAUAGUAUGGUUCAAUCAAAAAUUGUAUUGUGUAUGCUGUAAUGUAAUAAUAUACUGUAUAUUUCAGUGCCAAAUAUAGUGCACAGAUGGCUGUCUGUCUCGACUGUAAAACAAUGGUGCUACAAGAAAUCAAAACGUCUAGGGUGAAUCGCUCAAAUUUACUGCGGAAUUUAACACUAGACUUGUCAUCUGUUUAUUAGAAAAUCAUUUCCAAGUUAAUUGUACUUUUACCUGUGUUAAUGUUAUUUUAUAGUUACAUGUUUAAAAAUUUGAUUGUCAUAAAUUAAUUGCUUAAUAUUUUUUUAAAUUAUUGUAAUAUUACUAGUAGAUAAUUACCAGCAAAUAUUUUGUUAUUUUGAAUUAUAUUUAACUAAACUUAUUUUAAACUAUUAAAUAGUUCAAUUAAUUGAAUUAAUUACUAGUUGGGUAUACCCAGUGAUAAUAAGCCAUAAAAAAAAGCACAAAUUAAAUGUGUGCACUGUACAUUGUUCUAGAUUAUAUUGUAAAACAUAAGUAAUUAUGUACCUGUUUUUUCCCGGUUAGAUCAAGUAAUAAUUUUGAUUCUGUAAUAAAUUAUGUCUGCACCAUAACUGCAGGCAUUCCAUUUUGUCAUAAGAUUCCUUUUUGUGUAGAUAUUAAUGAUAAAGUAUGUUAAUUGCUGUUCUAAAUUAAAAUAUAUUGUUAGAAUUUAAAUUAUGUUUAUUAUACAAUAUAUUUUUUGACUAUUAAAAUUAUUUUAGUAAAUGCUUAACUAGACUCAUAUAUUUUCUAAAGAUGAAAAUCUUAUUUUGGUACGUAUACUCAUAUUUAUCGAAAAAUAUGAAUAAAUUUCAAAUAAAACACUGUUACAAUCGUAAUGUACUUAUUACAAUCAGUAUAGUGUUUAACAGUCAUUGCAGUUACGUUGAAUUGUGUAUUUGAAUAUUGUAAUAAAUAAUAAUACUUAAUACAUUAUUAAAUUAUUAAGCUGUACCUACUGUUGUUCAAUAUGCACUUUAAACAAAUUAAAUAAUAUAGUAAAAUUAUA